AACGAAACAAGGUCUGGGUGGCUGUACCGUAGGGCAGGGCGUCUAAGCUCCUGAAGCGUCUUUAAGGGCUCCAGACAUUCCUCUACUGCUUCCGUCCUUGCCGUCAAGACCAGUCUUGCACAUCUUCUCUUCCCUGCCUAGUUCAUACUUUGCAUUAUCUCCACAACUGCUCUGCUUAGACCUAGAGGCACCAUGGCGAAGCCAAUAAAAGUAUGGAUGGCACCUCCAGGACCAAAUCCGUGGAAGGUUGUGCUCAUUCUCGAAGAGCUAGACAUCCCCUACGAGAUCGUGUCGUUCAAAUUUGAUGACGUCAAGAAGAAGCCAUUCAUCGACCUGAAUCCCAAUGGUCGAGUUCCAGCGAUCGAGGACCCUAACACCGGCCUCACGCUGUGGGAAUCCGGCGCCAUCAUCCAGUACUUGAUUGAGCAGUACGACACCGAAAAGAAGUUAACUUAUGGCGAUGUGAUCAAGAAAAACCAACUGAACCAAUGGCUUAUGUUCCAGAUGAGCGGGCAAGGCCCUUAUUUCGGCCAGGCUGGCUGGUUCAAUGUGCUCCACUCUGAGAAAAUUCCAUCGGCCAUCGAACGCUACAAUACCGAAGUCAAGCGCAUAUUGAGCGUGCUUGAAGGCCAACUGGAAGGGAAGCAGUGGCUCGUUGGUGACAAAAUUACCUUCGCGGAUCUCUCAUUCGUGACGUGGAACGACAGAAUCGAUGCGACGCUUAUGUGUGCUCCAGAGAAGAAGUUCGAUGGAAUCCCGAAUGUCAAAGCCUGGCAUGAGCGUAUGACUUCGAGGCCAUCCUGGAAGAAGGCUAUGGAGACGAGGGCUAAGCUGAUGGACGAACAAGGGCUGCAGUGGAAUGGCAUGCCGAAGGGCAUCAACAAUAUGGAAGAGUACGAGGCGAAGAUCAAAGCUGAUGCAGAAGCCAGAGCAAAUGGAGAGGCUGUUGGAUAGUUGCUAUCUUCACAGCAGGGGUUGACUAGCGUGAACAAUGAUAUGGAGUGUAUAGAGAAAUAAUGAAAGGGUGAACACGAG
This is a messenger RNA of Lindgomyces ingoldianus, 1035 nucleotides long. RefSeq names its product glutathione S-transferase II. The record is from RefSeq and is a predicted model, not a curated record. NCBI's taxonomy places the organism in Eukaryota, Fungi, Ascomycota, Dothideomycetes, Pleosporales, Lindgomycetaceae. The transcript is spliced from 4 exons. Bases 193 to 954 code for a protein of 253 amino acids.